ACAGGAAGGAAGAAAGCAGAAGAGAAUGGGGUCCCUGAAGCCAGAGACUAGAGAGUUUCUGGAGGUGGAGAGCAGCAUAAGCCUGAUUGCCAGAGAAGCAGCCAUGGAAUGUGCAAAGUGGUGUGUGGGGGAGUGGGACAGUGUGUUGAGGAUUAGUGGGAGGUGAGGGCUACAGUCAGGGUGGGGAGGAGUAGUCUGGCCUUAAGGAGGAGGAAAAAAAGUGACAGAUUAAGGGGGUGAGUGGGGAAGGACCAAGGGCAGCCACUGCUCGCUCCAGGCAAGUGCCUGGUGAUGUGUUCUGCUGCUUUGAUGUUUCUGAGAGAGACUAAAGGUCCCCCUGCCAGGGUUCUUGGGGCUCUGGGGAACCCCUGCUUUCCAGCUCAAUUUUAGUGUCAAUUUUAUGCCAGCUGCUUAAGCAAGCUUUACAUAGGAAAGAAAUAUGAGCCACAGCGGCAUCCUUCCAGGAUUUAAAGGCUCAGUCCUAUUUCUUAUGAUCCAAGGUCUGUCAUCCUUUCCUUCUCUAUCCCUUAACUGCCUUCCCUUGCGUGGAGGUAAGGACAGGGUAGCUAAUGGGUUAAUUCGGAGACAACCACCGAGAGAAGCUUCCUAGAGAGCCCAGGAAGUGGCCUUAGUUCCCAUCGAGGCUUCCUGUGCCCCAGCCUCAACUUCCCUCCUACGUCUGGAGAGUGAUCACUUUCACUCCCAAAGACAUCCUUUGGUGAUACUUACUGUGGGAUUCAGAGUGGGGUGCAGAGGACGACCCUGCAAAGGCACGGACUAUAAGAGAGAUCUGUGCAGCUGCGCCUCAGGGGGUGUCCUGGGCCCCUGGGCAUGACAGGAGGGGGACCACUUGCAGUUCUACUGGAAAAUUUACCACCUUUCCAGAAUCCUCUGAAGAUAUACAGGUCGCAACUAGAGUGAGACCCGAGUACUGCCUUGGGUCAGAAUGGCUAGAGAACCGAGAAAAAACGCAGCCCUGGACGCCCAGUCUGCAGAAGACCAGACGGGGCUCCUGACCGUGAAGGUGGAGAAGGAGGAAGCCUCCGCCUUGACGGCGGAGGUGAGCGCACCCUGCAGCCCUGCUCGGGGCCCCGAACGCUCCCGCCAGCGCUUCCGAGGCUUCCGCUACCCGGAGGCUGCGGGCCCCCGCGAGGCGUUGAGCCGGCUCCGAGAACUCUGCGGACAAUGGCUGCAGCCUGAGAUGCACAGCAAGGAGCAGAUCCUGGAGCUGUUGGUGCUGGAGCAGUUCCUGACCAUCCUGCCGGGGAAUCUGCAGAGCUGGGUGCGGGAGCAGCAUCCAGAGAGCGGGGAGGAGGUGGUGGUGCUAUUGGAGUAUUUGGAGAGGCAGCUGGAUGAGCCGGCGCCGCAGGUUCCCGUUGGUGACCAGGGGCAAGAACUGCUCUGUUGCAAGAUGGCACUAUUGACACAAACUCAAGGGUCUCAAAGUAGCCAGUGCCAGCCAAUGAAGGCUCUGUUCAAGCAUGAAUCUCUGGGAUCCCAGCCCUUACAAGACAGAGUUCUCCAGGUUCCUGGGCUUGCCCAGGGAGGGUGCUGCAGAGAAGAUGCAAUGGUAGCUUCCAGGCUCACUCCAGGGUCCCAGGGGUUGCUGAAAAUGGAAGAUGUGGCCCUGACCCUCACUCCUGGGUGGACACAGCUGGAUUCAUCUCAGGUGAACCUCUACAGAGAUGAAAAGCAGGAGAGCCAUAGCAGCCUGGUCUCCCUUGGUGGUGAAAUACAGACUAAGAGCAGGGACUUGCCUCCAGUCAAGAAGCUUCCAGAAAAGGAGCAUGGGAAGAUAUCAUGCCACCUGAGGGAAGACAUUGCCCAGAUUCCUACACAUGAAGAAGCUGGUGAACAGGAGGGCAGGUUACAAAGAAAGCAGAAAAAUGCCAUAGGGAGUAGGCGACAUUAUUGCCAUGAAUGUGGAAAGAGUUUUGCUCAAAGUUCAGGCCUGACUAAACACAGGAGAAUCCACACUGGUGAGAAACCCUAUGAAUGUGAAGACUGUGGAAAGACCUUCAUUGGGAGCUCUGCCCUUGUCAUUCAUCAGAGAGUCCACACUGGUGAGAAGCCAUAUGAGUGUGAAGAAUGUGGUAAGGUCUUCAGUCACAGCUCAAACCUUAUCAAACACCAGAGAACCCACACUGGGGAGAAGCCCUAUGAGUGUGAUGACUGUGGGAAGACCUUCAGCCAGAGCUGCAGCCUCCUUGAACAUCACAAAAUUCAUACUGGGGAGAAGCCAUACCAGUGCAAUAUGUGUGGCAAAGCCUUUAGGCGGAAUUCACAUCUCCUGAGACAUCAGAGGAUUCAUGGUGAUAAAAAUGUUCAGAAUCCUGAGCACGGGGAGUCCUGGGAAAGUCAGGGUAGGACGGAAAGCCAGUGGGAAAAUACUGAGGCUCCCGUGUCUUAUAAAUGUAAUGAGUGUGAGAGAAGUUUCACACGGAAUAGAAGUCUUAUUGAACAUCAAAAAAUCCACACUGGUGAGAAACCCUAUCAGUGUGACACAUGUGGAAAAGGUUUCACUCGAACUUCAUACCUUGUUCAACAUCAGAGAAGCCAUGUAGGGAAAAAAACUCUUUCACAGUGACCCAUGGUAUUCAUGCCAAUAUUGGUGCUCAUUUGUCACUGAACUGAAGCCACCCUGGAGCCCUUAAUGGUUACAGAAAUUGUGGACCAGGGCUUUAUUUACCACUAUACAUCAUCGGGUAUUAGAAAAUGUAGUCUGGCUGAGAUGAUGAGUUAUCUUCUACAUUCUAGAAAGUGAUUGGAAGAAGUCAUUUGAUAGGAGGCCAUGGGAGAGUGGUCUGGAAGUUAUAGGACCUAAAAUAGUUUGUUCUCACCCAGUGUAUUUAAAUGGCCUUCUGGACUUGUUAAUUGCCCUCAGCCAGCACUUUAGGACAUCUGGUUGGAUGGCUCUGAUGUGGGGGGCUGCUGCUCUGACCAUUCAUUUUGCCUCUAAUGAAUCUUUCACAAAUUGGUCAGAUCCAUGAGGUCUUUUACUCUUCUUUGUGCCUUGUAUGAUAGGUGCUAAUAAACAUUUAUUAAAUGUACCAGUAAAAUGGCCUUUGUACCAAAAA
Messenger RNA from Pan troglodytes (chimpanzee), 3077 nucleotides. It is a transcript of the gene ZKSCAN4, whose product is annotated as zinc finger with KRAB and SCAN domains 4. The transcript has 5 exons. Bases 947 to 2587 code for a protein of 546 amino acids. Gene Ontology annotation, cellular component: nucleus. The record is from RefSeq and is a predicted model, not a curated record. Gene Ontology annotation, molecular function: RNA polymerase II cis-regulatory region sequence-specific DNA binding; DNA-binding transcription activator activity, RNA polymerase II-specific. Gene Ontology annotation, biological process: regulation of transcription by RNA polymerase II. NCBI's taxonomy places the organism in Eukaryota, Metazoa, Chordata, Mammalia, Primates, Hominidae.